AUGAAAACCAUCCUCACAGCCCUUCUCCUCACUGUAUCCAGCCUCGCCGCUGCUCAAUCCGUCUGUCCUGAUGGUACUAGCCCUCAGUGCUGUGUGGAUGAUUACUUAGACGGCGGUGUUUCUUACUGCACUGAUCCCAGCCGAGCACCGACCAGUACUCCUGAUCUCACGGACCUUUGCUUUGAGCAAUUGAAGGCCGCUAAGUGCUGUGCUACUUCGACAUUGGGCCAGGACCUGAAACCUACGUGUAGUGGUGCCUUCUGA
Messenger RNA from Aspergillus tubingensis, 264 nucleotides. RefSeq lists its product as uncharacterized. The transcript has 2 exons. Lineage: Eukaryota; Fungi; Ascomycota; Eurotiomycetes; Eurotiales; Aspergillaceae. Gene Ontology annotation, cellular component: extracellular region. The record is from RefSeq and is a predicted model, not a curated record. The coding region runs from base 1 to 264 and encodes 87 amino acids.